GCCAUAUUCGUACCGUAUUCGGAAGAGCAACAUGAAGGCAAUCGUGGUGUUGGCAUUGUUCGCGGCGGGCGUAGCGGCCCUGACCGAGGAGGAGGUGUGGCUGCAGUACAACCGUCGCAUGCCGGGCGAGUACUACACCAAGGGACUGGUUGAGCAGCCCCCGUUCCAGGGCCGCAUCUACGGAGGGGUCGAAGCCGACAUCGCCAACUAUCCGUACCAGCUGUCGCUGCGCCGUGGCACGCACAGCUGCGGAGCGUCGGUGAUUUCUGCCAACUGGGCCCUGUCUGCUGCUCACUGCACGUUCCCGGUGCCGGCACCGGGUGUCAUCACGCUGCAGGGCGGUAGCUCCAACCGCACGUCCGGUGGCGUUGUGUUCGACGUCGAGCAGAUCAUUAACCACCCGGAGUACGACGACUGGAACCUGCGAAACGACGUGUGCGUGCUCCGUACCACCACUACGCUGAGCGGAGAGAACAUUGCCAUCAUCGCCUUGGAUCCGGUCGGUGCCACCCACGCUGCCGGUUCCCGUGCUGUUCUGAGCGGAUGGGGUCUGAUUGAGGAUAGAACUCUUCCACAUAUUUUGCGUCGCGUCGAUAUUCCAGUGGUUGACCAGGCUGCUUGUGAAUCGUCGUGGGGAUCUGGCUGGGUUACUCCUGACAUGAUCUGCGCUAGCGAACCUGGACGUGAUGCCUGCAACGGUGAUAGCGGCGGUCCGCUGGUGGUUGGCGGCCGGCAAAUCGGCAUUGUAUCCUGGGGCGAUACCCAGUGCGUCGGAACCAGCCCGGGUGUGUUUGCUCGCGUUGCCUUCCCGUUGAUCCGCAACUGGAUCGCCCAGACUACCGGUGUCUAAGCGAAUGGGAGUUGGAAUGUGGGAUGUGAAUUGGGAAUAAAGUUGGAGCUUACUGUA
Anopheles gambiae (African malaria mosquito) is the source of this 907-nucleotide messenger RNA. RefSeq names its product trypsin alpha-4. Bases 32 to 850 code for a protein of 272 amino acids. Gene Ontology annotation, biological process: proteolysis. The transcript has 3 exons. Gene Ontology annotation, molecular function: serine-type endopeptidase activity. Lineage: Eukaryota; Metazoa; Arthropoda; Insecta; Diptera; Culicidae. The record is from RefSeq and is a predicted model, not a curated record.